CUACUUGUUCAACGAAUUCAGCCUCCUACACUGCGGCAUGGGAAAGUUAUUAGCCAACUCCAUCUUGUCCUUGUUGUAAGAAAACCACCCCGUCGCCUGGUCCUUCAGCUCCUGCUUCCUCUGCAUCUCCUUCUCACACUCGAUCCUCAGCUGCUGCACAAACACCACCUCGGCCUGCCUAUCCAACCAAUUGAACUUGGCCGGGGUGUAAGACUUGAUGUCGGCCUUGUUGAGGUAGUACUUUGUCUUGUAGUUUGGCAUCAUCCUCUCGACAGUAUACGACGCAUACGGAUGGUCAAACACCAUGCUCGGCGUCGCCGGCGUCGUGAUGGUCGUCAACCCGGAGAAAAUAGACGAAAUGAUCGGAAAGAUGAAUAAGAUGAUGAUGGGUAAAAGUCCCAGUAUCGUCCCGAGCAUGCUGGCCGGUGGUUCCUCCUGCCCGGGGUUUCUAGGCCUUGCUCUUGGUCUGCCGCCGCCGAAUUGGUGGACUCUUAUCCCUGGCCCGCCCAUGCCGCCGAGGUUGAAGAAGAAUUGUCCGCCGUCCAUACCUGUUCACUUGUCAGCAUCCAUUUCUUUUCAUCUCCCUCCCAGAAGUACUCACCCCCAAAAGGCCCCCCAAACCCACCACCCAUCCCCCCGCCACCACCCCCAAAAAACCUAGCAAACAUUUCUUCAGGACUAAUUUCCUCCUCCCAACCCCCGAAACCUCCCCCCCUUGGCCGCCCCCCAAACCCACCCAUCCCUCCUCCCUCCCUCGCCGCUGCCCUGGCCGACUCGAAUCUACUAUCGGGAUCAGUCCCAAACCGAUCAAAUUUAUCCCUCUUUUCCUUAUCCCCCAAGACACUGAACGCUCUUGCGACCAUCUUGAACGCCUCGUCCGCGUGCUCGUGCCCGUUUUUGUCGGGGUGUGUCAGGAGGGAGAGCUUGCGGUAUGCCUUUUUCACCUCGGAGUCGGUGCAUGUUUUUUGGAUGUCGAGGAUCUCGUAGAAGGCGGUGGGGGAGCAGCGGCGGAUGCGGAGGACGGCAGCUUUUUGGUCGGGGGUGUAGGUGCGCGAUUGGGAGCCUUGGUUGUGGCCGUUGUGGGUGGAGGAGGUGCCGGCUGCUGUGCGGGAGCGGGCGGUGGCGUCGCUGGCGGAAGCGCCGGAGGUUUUGGCUUCGGGCAUGGUUGCCCUUGGGACUGCGGUGGUGUUGAAGUGGUGGUGGCGGUGGUGGUGUAGUAAAGGGGGUGAUGUUGGAGUUAGAUAUCUAUCGGUUGUCGGAGACGGGGGGAGUCGCAAGACCAGUUGGUGGAAUCAGGUUUAUCUGUCGCAGCAAGAAUUCUCUCUUCUGAGAUUGGGACAGCGAUGAUAAAAAGCAACAAGAACUGCCUUUGCGAAAAGAGAGGUCGUAAAAAAGUUGGAUUGCGGUUGGAUCUUGCAGAGUCGAACGCAAGCGAAACACCACUGGUGACAAGACAACGACAGGAGGACACACUGAAAAGCGUGGCUUUUUUGGAGACCGCCGCACACUGACUGUAGCGCCCCCACACUCGCUUUUCUAUAUCACCCCCACGAACAACGUCCUUCCAGAAGUUGAAAUGAAACGCGGAAGCCAGAAAAAAUAAGACGAUAGAUUUGUUGAAUAUAGUUCAAUUCAGACAUCUAUUUUCCAUUGUGAAUCCAGCACACACCUGUGACACUGGUGAGUGAACUCUUCCUCCUGCUGCUGUUCCAGAACCAUCUGAUUCUCCAGGUGCCAGGGACAACAACCCGUUGGCCCGUGCGUGACGUUUUUUUCCCGGCAGGGGGCGCUGUAUCGGUUGCUUAGUCAUCUCACUUGCCCUGUCGCAGCGGCAGAACCAACCAAACGACGUCACUGGUUUGUGGGGGAAAAGUUCAUUAUGGAUUUGUAUGAGUGAGUGAGUGAACAGUGAAGCGAGUGAAGUGAGCGACAACAUGUGGAGAUGAGACGACGAGAUAUUGGAGACUUACGACCGCACUGAAGCUCUCUAUUCAAUCGAAUACUCAGAUACCCGUCUUGAAACCGUCGACCAAAUACCAGUGCUCAGAAUGGCUUCAACAAACCAAGACAAAGUCACCUUCCGUGACACCAUCCGCGCCUGGGGCACAUCCUCCAUCCCCCCAAUGACCCUCUCCUCCCUAGCCCUAGCCCUCCACCUCCGCCCUUUUCAACCCCUCCCCUUCCUCUUCUCCCCCCUCCUCGCCUUCUCCUCCUACCUCACCCUCGCCGGCUUCAAAGUCGACGGCGCCGGCACAAACGCAGCCUGGUCAGGCAUCUACGUCCUCCUCGCCUCCCGCCGCUCACCCCCGGGCGGCGUCCGCCAAAAGUUCAUGUCCCUCCGCGGCGGCGUCCGCGGACUCGCAAUGGGAAUCGGCGCCAUCAACACCGUCUGCGGAGCCUACGUCUACGCUACCGGCGACCGCAAGGCAGAAGAAGAAGAGAGGAGGGAAGUAAACAGGUGGGGGGUGUAUGAUGAUUAAAACUUGCUACUCAAAACUGGAGAUAAAAAGACUGAAAAAGGGGGGGAAUGGGAAUAGAAUUUCGACGAUAUGGCAUGCGAGUUCAAGGAUGGAAUGACACAAUGCUGGUUGUUUGUCUUCUCAAAAUUUGCAUAGUUUCUAUCGACGCUUCUCCCACCAGUUGCCCGGCAAAAGAAGCACGGCAGCCACACCUAGCCAAAAACCUCAGCAUGGACAUACCCGGGGGCGAGUAAUAUCACCCCCAUGUCUCUGUCUUGUACAUAUAAAAUAUACUAUACAACUAGUGUAGCAUAGUCCCCCUCAAUAAACGGGUUCUCACUCAAAAAAAGACCCAAAAAAUGUACCCAGAGAGACAAAAGAAAACA
Podospora bellae-mahoneyi is the source of this 2845-nucleotide messenger RNA. RefSeq lists its product as uncharacterized. The record is from RefSeq and is a predicted model, not a curated record. Lineage: Eukaryota; Fungi; Ascomycota; Sordariomycetes; Sordariales; Podosporaceae. The transcript has 2 exons. Bases 2049 to 2480 code for a protein of 143 amino acids.